Impatiens glandulifera is the source of this 1434-nucleotide messenger RNA. RefSeq names its product benzyl alcohol O-benzoyltransferase-like. The transcript has a single exon. The coding region runs from base 1 to 1434 and encodes 477 amino acids. The record is from RefSeq and is a predicted model, not a curated record. NCBI's taxonomy places the organism in Eukaryota, Viridiplantae, Streptophyta, Magnoliopsida, Ericales, Balsaminaceae.
AUGGCCGGCCAAUCCAGUACUAGGGCAUUUGCAGGAGGCAAGGAAGAGUUGGUGUUGACUGUGAGAAGACAGGAAGCACAGCUUGUGGUUCCGGCUAAGCCGACCCCUCGUGUUCACUUGCCACUUUCAGACAUCGAUGACCAGGAGGCUCUUCGUAUUCAGGUUCCCAUCACAAUGUUCUAUGGCGGCGGCUCCCACUUCCUGCAGAGUGAUAGAGAUCCAGUUAAGGUUAUUCGUGAAGCCCUCUCCGAGGCCCUUGUCUUUUACUAUCCAUUAGCCGGUCGCCUAAGGGAAUUAGGACCUGAUCAAACAGGGAGCAAACUUAUGGUGGAUUGCACCGGAGAACUAGGAAUCUUGUUUAUAGAGGCCGAUGCUGACGUUACCCUCAUGCAGUUGGGCCUCCCCCUUCAACCUCCGUUCCCUUAUUUGGAAGACCUUCUUCUUCAUCACGAUGAUGUUCAAGGCCGCUCAGUCGACGGUGGUAUACUUGGAUGUUCAUUGCUUUUAUUUCAGGUCACGCGCCUCACGUGCAGUGGCUUCGUCGUGGCAUGUCGCCUCAAUCACACCAUGUGCGAUGGGACAGGACUGGUUCAAUUCUUAACGGCUGUCGGAGACCUUGCACGAGGCCGCCGAGCACCUUCUGCACCGACGGUAUGGGAGAGAAAACUGUUGAGUGCCAGGGAUCCACUGCGGGUGACGUGCACUCAUCACGAGUACGAUCAGUUGGUCGACGACGACGACGUUGGAGCCCAACUUGAGGAUUUAGUUCAUCGUUCUUUCUUUUUUGGGUCUGCGGAAAUUGAGACAUUGAGACAACUCGUCCCUAGUCCCGAGCAGCUCGGACGUCGCUGUACCUCAUUCGACUUGAUGACGGCAUGCAUCUGGCGAUGCCGUACCAUCGCUCUCGGAUUCGAACCUAACCAGGAUGUGCGGUUUCUUUGUGUGGUCAAUGCCCGCAACAAGUAUAAACCUCCCCUCCCAACCGGUUACUACGGUAACGCUAUUGCGUUUCCGGCUGCUUUGACCACUGCGGGUAUGCUAUGCAAACACUCAUUAGAGUACGCAUUGAAGUUGGUAAUGAAAACUAAAGAGAAUGUGACAGAGGAGUACAUGAGGUCGACAGCUGACCUCAUGGUCCUCAAGGGACGACCCCCCUUAACAACGGGGGCACACAUAUUUUUGAUUUCAGACUUGAGGCGGCUAGGGUUUGGGGAUGUCGACUUUGGUUGGGGAAAGGCUUGCUAUGCCGGAGCAGCCAUGUCCGGCAUAUCCAGCGCAACGAGGUUGGUCAACUAUUAUGUAUCCGGUAAGAAUGAUAAAGACGAAGAUGGAGAUCUCUUACUAAUCUCCCUUCCAGCAACUGCCAUGAAAGUAUUUGAGGACCAACUGCAACGCCUACUAAAACAUGGUUAUGACAUCCUAUCAACUUUAUAA